Paramuricea clavata is the source of this 3233-nucleotide messenger RNA. The record is from the annotation of a GenBank genome assembly. NCBI's taxonomy places the organism in Eukaryota, Metazoa, Cnidaria, Anthozoa, Malacalcyonacea, Plexauridae.
GUCGGUCAAAAUCACCGCGAACUUCCUUCGAGAUAAUCAGUCUUUUAUUACUGACAGCCGUGACAAGGCCAACCUACUGAACUCCUUCUUCCACUCAGUCUUUAGUCCUGCUCAAGCUACCACUACAACAUCUAAUCUCCCAUUCUCCUCCGACACAGCCUUAUCCAAUAUCCAACUAACAGAAAACGAAGUCUUUAAAGCUCUUGACGGUUUGGAUCCAAGCAAAGCAUGCGGACCUGCUGGGAUACCUGGAAAAGUUCUCAAGAUGACGGCUAACAUCAUCGCACCAUCUCUCUGUUAUAUAUACAAUCUUUCUUUGUCCCAAGGUGUAGUUCCUGCUUGCUGGAAGCUUGCAAACGUUUCACCUGUGUUCAAAAAAGACGACCCAACGCUCGCUUCUAACUAUAGACCCAUAUCCCUAUUAUCUAUAAUCUCAAAAACGUUUGAACGCUGUGUGUAUAACCACUGCUAUCCCCAUCUAUCACCACAUUUCUACUAUCUACAGCAUGGUUUCUUAAGGGGUAUAUCUACGGUAACUCAACUACUCCACGUCUACCAAGAAAUCCUAGAUCUCUUAGCUGGUGGGAAAGAGGUUGAUGCCAUCCACCUAGACCUGUCCAAGGCCUUUGAUCGUGUUCAACAUCACAUGCUUCUGUACAAGCUUGAGCAAUACGGCAUAUCAGGCUCGCUUCUUCAGUGGUUUCGUAGUUACCUGAGUGACAGAUAUCAGCGCGUUGCCUUAGAUGGGAACCUCUCAGACUGGCUCCCCGUGACCUCUGGGGUCCCACAGGGAUCCAUCUUAGGACCCCUCCUGUUUCUAGUAUACAUUAACGACAUGCCAGAAUACGUAGGACAGGGCUCGAGUAUUGCAUUAUUUGCGGAUGACUCUAAACUAUAUUGGCCAAUAAACUUGGCAUCUCACCAUCUGUUGCAAUCGGACCUUUCAGGCCUUCAAAAUUGGAGUAAUGACUAGGGCAUGACGUUCAACCCAUCCAAGUGCAAAGUGAUGCACAUGUCUCGGAAAAAGGUUUGCUCCUCUGCUUCACUCCAAUACCACCUGAACGACAAACCCCUGGAAAGUGUGACACACAUCUCUGACCUGGGUGUCAUCGUUUCCAAAGACCUCUCCUGGGCUAAUCAUAUUGAAGACAUAUGCACCAAGGCCAAUAAAACCCUUGGUCUAAUUAAGCGGGUGUGUGCUAGAGACGUUGUGGAUGCCAAUACGCGAAAGCUUCUUUAUUGUGCUGUUGUACGACCUAAGCUUGAGUACGCGCGUCGUGUGUGUGGUCACCUUACUCGGCUAAACAACGUAAAUUAAUAGAGAACGUUCAACGCAGAGCAACGAAAUUCAUUUUGAACUACCCUUCUCGUGAUGUUACCUACAGAGACAGACUAAUAUCCCUAAACUUUCUCCCACUUGAACACAGGCGUGAACUUUAUGACCUAACACUAUUAUACAAAAUCAAAUACAACCUUAUUAAUGUCACCUUUAACCAAUACCUUACACCUGCAACUAACCCCUAUUCCACACGCAACUUCGACCCUAACAACUAUAACAUAAUCGUCUCCAAUAAUCAAGAAUUCUUCCGACAAUCCUAUUUCCCACGCACCGUCAUCCUCUGGAACAAUCUACCACCGAACAUCAAAGCCGCCCAUUCCCUACAGAUCUUCAAGCACCAUCUACAAUCUUAUUACAAAGCCAAACUGUUUACCUACAUACCACCAUAGUUAAUCUUGUUCUCAAUAAUUCGUUGUACAGUAUCCUAUAUGUUAAGUUCCAUGUAAUCUGUGAUAUGUUCGUGCAUAAUUGUCCUAGUACGUCUCGUUAUCCAUUAAUUGUUAAGGGGUCGAAUAUCAAUUGGAAUUUAGUUUCUGUUUUCUUCUCCUGUCGCAGCAUUCUCUAGUUAUUGUUAUUGUUAUCUCUACGUAAAUGUAUAUCUUUAAUGUGUGUGACAAAAUGAAUAAAUAAAAAAAAAAGUCUGAUACAGUCAUGAUAUAACAAGAAUGUUACAAGGUUGACGACACAAGGUUGUAACAACAUUGUUAUAUCAUGACUGUAUCGGACUUGUUGGAACAACCUUGCAACAAGUCUGAUAAUAUCAACAAGCUUGUUACAACUGUUAACAACUUGUUGCAAACUUGUUGACAACUUGGGAUAAGCAGUGCGAACACAACUUGUUGACAGCUUGUUGGCAGGAAUAGAGUUAUCCAGAACAUAAAUAAGAUCAGUUUUACGUUGAACUUUACGCAAGUUCUACAGUGUGUUUGCUUAACAUUUUCCCGCAUUUGCCAACAGGUAACCAACUAAAUCGUUACUCCAAAGUCCUGGACUCUAGACUCGGGCGUGCGCAGCCCAAAGAUCUACCCACAUGCCAUAAAUACACAUGGUCCAAGGCCCAACCUUUGAACAUGUCCUCCACUGGUGAUCUUUAUAAACAACCAAAAUUAUUGUGGAUCAGUCAGGUAAAAAAACUACAAGUAUUUUCUUUUUUAAUAGGGAGAAAAAUUUAGAACUGAUAGAGCUAUCCAGUAUAAAUAAAGUUCGUUUAGUUUAGGUUUCCUCCUGUAGUAACACUGGAUCAAUAAGAGAUGAUUCUUACUGGACCUCUAGGAAGAACAGUUUAGAACUGAUAGAGCUAUCCAGUAUAAAUAAAGUUAGUUUAGUUUAGGUUUCCUCCUGUAGUAACACUGGAUCAAUAAGAGAUGAUUCUUACUGGACCUCUAGGAAGAACAGUUUAGAACUGAUAGAGCUAUCCAGUAUAAAUAAAGUUAGUUUAGUUUAGGUUUCCUCCUGUAGUAACACUGGAUCAAUAAGAGAUGAUUCUUACUGGACCUCUAGGGCGAACAGUUUAGAACUGAUAGAGCUAUCCAGUAUAAAUAAAGUUAGUUUAGUUUAGGUUUCCCCCUGUAGUAACACUGGAUCAAUACGAGAUGACCUUACUCCAGUAUAAAUAAAGUUACAUUGAUUUUGAAAUAUGAUUUUUCUCUAGCCUGUGGCGAUUGACCUGUCUUCAAGAAAGAAAGUGAAUUUCCCAAUCCCUCACGACUGGGACGACGAAGGCCCGACUAUAGACAUCUGGUACACGAUUCCAAUAUACGUCGCUUUAAUCUCCUGCAUCAUGCUCGUGUAUUGCGCUAUACUCACGUGUAGGACACACAGUAAAGCGGGAAACCAACCCGGGAACAAGAGGACGUUCACGUUUCGUAUUCCUAGGACAAGAUUCUUUGUUUAG